AAAAACCAGAACCGAGGAGAGAGAAGGCGAAGGCUUCCACGAAAACAGCAUUAGCGAAGACGGUGGUUAAAAAGGUAGGGAUUUCGUAAUGCGCAAGCGGAAACCUCUCAACCGCUGUCUGGAUGGCGUUCAGCCGGCCACAGCCAGAAAGGCGGCACCUGUAAGCCAAGAAAAAGCUACCCAGGAGCUGAAGGUAAACGGUGACGUUGCAGCCUCCAACGAAACCGCAGUUCCGGAGGAAGGGAGGAACUACUGGCUCCUGAAAGCCGAGCCUGACUCGCGGUUCGAGAAUGGCGUCGAUGUCAAGUUCUCGAUCGACGAUCUCGCGGCCAAGAAAGAGCCGGAGCCGUGGGACGGCAUUCGCGCCUACGCCGCUCGGAACAAUCUGCGGGCCAUGAAGAAGGGCGAGCUGGCCUUCUUCUACCACUCCAACUGCAAGGAGCCCGGCAUCGUGGGAACUAUGGAAAUUGUGCGAGAGCACUCGCCAGACUUAUCUGCACACGAUCCAAAGGCUCCUUACUACGACCCCAAGUCCAAGCCUGACGAUCCCAAGUGGAGUGUCGUGCAUGUCAAGUUCCGGAGCAAGUUCGCGGCCUCGAUUGGGCUCAAGGAACUGCGGGAGAUGGGAGGACCCGGAAAACCACUCGAAAACAUGCAAAUGCUCAAGCAGUCGCGACUGAGCGUCAGCAGGGUCAAUCCGGCCGAGUGGGAGUACCUGAUUGGCGUGGCAGAGGAGAGGGCUUCGGCGACAUGACUAGAGCACAUAGAUGGGAUGGGCGACGUGGAGGUAUUAU
Molecule: messenger RNA, 794 nt
Organism: Chaetomium fimeti
Lineage: Eukaryota; Fungi; Ascomycota; Sordariomycetes; Sordariales; Chaetomiaceae
Product: PUA-like domain-containing protein
Exons: 4
Coding region: 89-754 (221 amino acids)
Cellular component (GO): nucleus
Source: RefSeq, a predicted model, not a curated record